Molecule: messenger RNA, 5046 nt
Organism: Haliotis rubra (blacklip abalone)
Lineage: Eukaryota; Metazoa; Mollusca; Gastropoda; Lepetellida; Haliotidae
Product: electrogenic sodium bicarbonate cotransporter 1-like
Biological process (GO): bicarbonate transport; transmembrane transport; monoatomic anion transport
Cellular component (GO): plasma membrane
Molecular function (GO): sodium:bicarbonate symporter activity; solute:inorganic anion antiporter activity; monoatomic anion transmembrane transporter activity
Source: RefSeq, a predicted model, not a curated record
AAGAUCCCAGUCUUUCUGGAACUGUCGUCUGCUUGGGUGGAGGCUGCUUGCGGAACUGACGAUCUCCUUUGAGAAUUUCUGGAGUACGAUGAACAAGGGCUUAUAGGUUAAAGUGAUAUAGGAAAAGAGUAGCCACCAUGGAUCCAGUAGAAAAUGGCGAGGCAGUCCGUGACAUGGGUGCCAACCGUCAGAUCACUGACCCUGACUUUGACACGACUGUUGCUGAUCAUCGUCAUCAGUACAUAGGUCUGCGACUCCCACACAAACCGAAGCGUCCGGGUCGGGGUCACAGUCACAGGCGAACAAAGGGAGAGUACAAAGUCAAUGACGCAGUAUCUCCAAAUGAGGAUGUAUAUAUUCCACCACAAGCGUCCUUGACCCCGAGCGAGCAGAUUCACCACCUGCUGGACGAGGUGACUGACGACGCCCAUCAGACGCACGAUGUGUUCUGCCAGAUGGACAAUCUGUACACCCUGGCAGGGGAGUCUGAGUGGCGAGAAAUGGCCAGGUGGGUGAAGUACGAGGAGGACGUGGAGGAGGGUGGGGAGCGGUGGUCUAAACCCCACGUGGCCUCAUUGUCUCUGCACUCCCUGUUCGAGCUUAGGAGUAGUCUGAUGAGCGGAUGCGUUACCCUGGAGAUGGACGCCUACCACAUCACACAAGUAGCAGAUCUCCUGCUGGACAACCUGAUUGCGUCCAAGCUGUUGGAGGAGGGUUUGCGGGACGACAUCCGCAACGCCAUGCUGAGCCCUCACGUAUUUCAACACACGAAGCGUCGCAGGGCGUCGCAGGCUGACAUCGACAACGCCCCCUUUCUUCGCCGGCUGUCCAUGAGGAGGAGCAUGUCCGACAAAUCCAGGAACAUGUCCAUUAAAGGAAAAGACUCGAUGACCAACGUGAGGAACAUGUCUAUGAAGAGGAACCCCAAUAGCAACCCCAACUUUGAGAACACGAACGGAGACCUCACCGAGUCAGCAUCUUCAGGAAAGCUGAAUCAGCAGUUUAUGAGGAAGAUCCCCGAGGGGGCUGAGGCCGCCAACAUCAUGGUGGGUGAGAUUGAGGGCCUCAAGUACCAGGUGGUGGCCCUAGUGAGACUGAUAGAAGGGAGGUCUAUCGGUGACCUCACGGAGGUCCCUAUCCCAACCCGCUUCCUCUUCUUCUUCUUCGGACCGCCAGGCAGUCAGGCCAAGAACAUAGAAAUCGGCAGAGCAAUCUCGACCAUCAUGGUAGAUCAGGUGUUCCGGGAGGUGGCGUACAAAGCCAGGAGCCGCCAAGACAUUCUGGCCGGAGUGGACGAGUUCCUUGACCAGGUCACCGCACUGCCUCCAGGCGAGUGGGACCCCAAGAUUAGGAUAGAACCACCCCAGAGCGUUCCCUCACAGGAACCCAGAAAAGCUCCCAAACCGGUCGAACCGGAAGAGCCCGAGGAGGAAGAGAGUCACUGUGAUCCGACCCUACAGAGGAGUGGCAGGUUGUUCGGAGGCAUGAUCGCCGACAUCAAGCGUAAGCUACCCUGGUAUGGCAGCGACUUCAAGGAUUGUUUACACAUACAGUGCGUGGCGUCAGUCAUCUUCUUGUACCUUGCAACGUUAACCCCCAACGUUACAUUUGGAGGCCUGCUGGGUCAGGCUACAGACCAGUACAUGGGUACUAUGGAAUGUAUUCUGACCGCUGCCAUCACCGGCGUGUUGUUUGCUCUGUUUGCUGGUCAGCCGUUGAACAUCCUCGGCAGUACAGGGCCUAUGUUGGUUCUGGAGAUGAUCCUGUAUCAUUUCUGCCACGACAACGAACUGGAUUUCUUACCAUUGCGGUGCUGGAUUGGACUUUGGACAGCGUUCAUAUUGCUUCUGAUCGUUGCCUUUGACCUGAGCGCCCUAGUUCGAUACAUCACUCGCUUCACAGAGGAGAGCUUUGCAUGUCUCAUCGCUGUUAUCUUCAUUGCUGAGGCCUUCAAGAAGCUGGUUGGCAUCUUGGACAAAUCCCCCGUGAAUACAAAUCCGGACAUGGAGCUCAUCUAUGAUUGUGAAUGCUUCCCACCCAAUAGCACCAACUCAACACUCUGGAACACAACGUUUGGUGGCAUGACCUCAACCACGGCCGUCCCAGUCGUCGCUUACACUAUCGACGAUGGCAUGGAUGUCCUGAACUCCUCCUUGAACGGCACGAUGGACAUGGUCAUCAACUGGACCACUGUUACCAAGAAGGAAUGCAUCGAAUAUGGCGGAGAGCUGAUAGGCGAAGGGUGUAACACACCGCACUACGUCAGUGACGUCUUCUUCCUCUCCGUCCUGCUCUUCCUUGGCACCUUCACCGUCGCAUCAGCCCUCACAGGAUUCAAAAACAGCAGCUUCUUCCCGACAUUCGUCCGCCAAUCCUGCGCUGACUUCGCCGUGUUGAUCGCUAUCCUUCUGAUGGUGGGACUUGACGCAGCUAUAGGAAUACACACCCCAAAAUUGGAAGUCCCAGAAAAGUUCAAGCCCACACGUGACGACCGAGGAUGGUUCGUCAACCCCUGGUCAGACAAAAACCCUUGGUGGAUGAUCAUUGCUGCUAUCGUACCAGCUCUCCUCGCCACCAUCCUCGUCUUCAUGGAUCAGCAGAUCACUGCCGUCAUCGUCAACAGGAAGGAGAACAAGCUUAAGAAAGGAAGUGGAUACCAUCUUGACAUGUUCGUCGUCGCUAUCUGCAUCGCGUUGUGUUCCCUGCUGGGGCUGCCGUGGUAUGUUGCUGCCACCGUCUCUGCCCUCGCCCACGUUAUGAGUCUCAAGAAGGAGUCCGAGUGCACAGCCCCCGGCGAAAAACCAACUUUCCUCGGAUGCAGGGAACAGCGAGUUACGGCUUUGAUGGUGGGUCUCCUCAGUGGUCUUUCUGUCCUCUUCACCACAGUCCUAAAGUUUAUCCCUAUGCCAGUGUUGUAUGGAGUGUUCCUCUACAUGGGUGUGGCUGCCCUCAAGGGUAUGCAGUUCAUCGACCGUCUCCUGCUGCUGUUCAUGCCCAAGAAGUACCAGCCAGAUUUCACUUACCUGCGUCACGUACCUACGAAGAGAGUUCACUUGUUCACCUUUAUCCAAGCCAUUUGUCUUGCCGUUCUCUGGGUCAUCAAGACCAUCAAGUCCGUCUCAAUCAUUUUCCCUAUAAUGGUUUUAGGCACCUGUUUCGUGCGUAAAGGUAUGGACUACAUCUUCACCCAGCACGAGCUUAAAUGGUUGGACGACAUUAUGCCUGAGGCCAACAAGAAGGCAAAGGACGAUGCAAAGAAGAAGGCGCUAGAAGAGGCUGAGGACCUGCUCCAGAACGACUACGACGACAAGAUGAUGGAGGUAAAGUACCACCAGACACAUCUGGGGGACAAGUUUUCCCCCAAGACUAGGCGAGUCUCUACUGACACUGACAGGGUAAAUAUCUCGGAAGAGAUGGCCAAGACAGCUAUCUGGCUGAAGAUGAAACAGGAUAGUGAUGACCAGGGGAGAUCAAAGCGCAAAAAGUCUGAUAAGAAUGGACGAAAUGGACACUCGGGCGCCAGUAAAGCUAAUUUCUAUAUGGGAGACGAAGAGGAGGCGAAAGAAAGAGAGAGCAAGAUAUGAUCGUCUACGCCAACUUCAUCAAAGAAAGUUAUAAAACCAUUUAACCCUAAGAGGGCCUCAAUAAUCUUUCACUGCUCGUCUUCCAUUGGUCACACUCGCUAGGGUUAAUUCAGUGACCCUUUGACCAGAAAAGCCGUUUGAGGUUGUAAUAUUUUCUGAGGAAGUGCACUUAUGAACGAACUUUGUUGCUGAUUCAGUGAAGGGAAUAGUAUUUUUAAGGACAGGAAAAAAACAUUGUUCACAGCCAGUCCGUGUGGUUAUUAACCUGAUCGAUCUGGUAGAUACGUAAACGUGAUAUGUGUUCAUUACCAAUCGAUUUGAUAAACGUUUCAAGUAAGAGUAUUUUAAAAGAUCACAGAGACUUUACGUUUUGGUCUAUUGUUCAAUACAGAUCUAUGCAACAUGAGUAAUUCAGUAUGAUAGAUACGUAUAGUUAUCGUGCCCUUUCCGACAAUGUACAUAUCCGUCAAAACACCCCAUUGAUUGACAGCUGUCACUCUCAGUGAAUGUAUAUUUCAGCAAACUAUUAUAUACCUUGGUGCCUUUGAAAACAAUGCAAGAUACAGAAUAUAUCUACUGUCCUAUCUUGUUGCUGAAUUCAGUCAGCCCUGUGUGUGUUACUGUAGUUGAUUUCACGGUGUAUAAUCUAUUGUAUGAUUAUGACCAGAUUAUAUAUUUAGAAAAUGUUGUCAAUGAGAGUAUUUAAGUCGUCACAAGUUCCAACACAGGUGUACAUAUCAGCGUUGUUAUUUGUAACACGAACCUCCAUUGGACUAUUUUCUAGCCAAUCAGGAACCUUUUGCUGAGGAUCGAAAACGUAAAACAAAAUUGACAAUCACAGCAAAUACUUUCAACGGGCAUGUUUAGAUUUAAUAUUUCCGUUAAACAUUAAUGCUUAAAUCAAGCUCGUUAAACGGAAAUGAAACCUACAUACAUCGAUGACGUGUACCUACUCUGUAGAGUAAAUAAAUGUAAAUAGAAUAAUUCCUGUUUGUCUAUAUGCUAUUAGGAAAUUGUAUGGAUUUCAGAUGUAUAGGUAUGGAUUUCACAGGUUAGAGGUAUGGAUUUCACCUCUGGUAUGGCGCUGUGUAGAGUUUACAUUCCAGCUUAGGGAUUUCACAUGAUAAGUAUGGAUACCAGGUUUGAAAUGUGUACGCACAUCACAUUUCAACUGUACAGAUGUCACAUGCUAUAUACACAGAAUUCAUAUAUCAGCUAUGUCAAUUUCAUUUAUCAUCUGUUAGCUUCAGGUUUGGUUGGAAUGUCAUGUCUAACUGGAUGUCACAUUCUGCUGUACGGAUUUCACUGUACUACCACAGUGUACGGUAUCACACUGUGCAGUGACAUGAUCUGGAUGUGAGAUUAAUGUCAGAUCACGAAAUAUAUAUUUACCAAAGAUUGCAAUGUGUUAUCCGGACUCUAACGUUGUAUAUAUUUUGGUUAAUAAAGUCAUGACAAACUG